AUGUCAUCUAAUACUGCAAGAGACAUGAGAUGGCAUUUUGACCGCAAGGACGAUAAAAUUAUCACCCACCCGGCAGAUGGAGAGGCUUGGAAAAAAUUUGAUGAUAGAUAUGAGGAAUUUGCUAAAGAUCCUCGUAGUGUUAGAUUGGGUCUAGCAAGUGAUGGUUUUAAUCCAUAUCGUCUUAUGAACACUAAUUACAGUACAUGGCCAGUGAUUCUGAUUCCUUAUAAUUUGCCUCCUUGGCUUUGUGUAGAUGCCUUUGAUGUUUAUAGUGGAAAAAACUUUAAACUACGAGCAUCCUUACAUUCCACUAUAAAUGACUUUCCUGCAUAUGCUAUGUUGUCGGGUUGGAGUACAAAAGGUUAUAAAGCUUGCCCUACUUGUGCCAAUUCUACUUGUUCAUAUUAUUUUGGUGGUAAAAUUGUCUACCCCGGUUCUCGAAAAUGGUUACCGAUUGAUCAUCCUUACCGUUCUCAAGCUAAUUUAUUUGAUGGGAAAGAGGAAUAUGGCCUUGCUCCGGUUCAUGCUAGUGGGACAGAAAUUUUGAAGCAGCAAGAAGUUAAUUAUGUUUAUGGGAAAUCAAAAACGGUUCCUAAAAAAAGAGGGAGAGAAGAAGUUGAGGAUGAUGAAAUUGAUAAUGAUAAUGAUAAGGUUCUUUGGAAAAAGAAAAGUAUAUUAUUUGACUUGGAAUACUGGGAACAUAAUCUUCUUAGACACAAUUUAGAUGUUAUGCACAUUGAGAAGAAUGUGUGUGAUAAUCUCUUAGGAACUCUUUUAGAAACCGACAAGAGUAGAGAUGAUAAGAAAGCUAGGGAGGCUCUGAAACAAAUAAAUAUAAAAUCUCAUCUUUGGCUUCAAACGCAUCCUAAUCGUGUUAAAGAGUAUAUGCCUCCAGCUUCAUACAACAUGGAUAAAGAAGAAAAAGAACGUUUUUUAAGAGUCUUGAAAAAGCUCAGAGUUCCUGAUGGUUAUGGAUCAAAUUUGCAAAGAUGUGUGAACAUGAAGGAGCGUAAACUUAUUAAUAUGAAAAGCCACGACAAUCAUAUCCUCAUGCAAGAAAUCCUUCCUGUUGCUUUAAGAGCAUCAAAUGCCACAAAAGUUAUUGAUUUGCUUGAGGAGUUGUCGUACUUUUUUAAGAAGAUUUGUUCAACCACCAUUGAUAAAGGAGAGUUAGAUACCAUUCAGUCAAAGCUUGUCCUGACCCUUUGUAAGAUGGAGAAAGAUUCCUCCCAACAUUUUUCACAAUUAUGUGAUUUCCUCCAAGUAAAGCGGCAAGAGCAUCGAGUGGGCGAAAUUGCGGCGAAUGAAUAUAAUGAAAAUCAAUGGAGACUUAACGAAUUCUCCGAUUGGUUGCAAAACCAGAUCCAUAACCUAGAUGAUAACACAGUAGAAGGAAAGCUGAGAAAAGCGUUGGCCGGUGGUUUAAGCAAUCGCGGUAAAAGGAUGAAAAGCGUUAUCAUUAAUGGAUAUAAAUUUGAUACCGUGGAUCGUGAACGAUUUCGGAAGACACAAAAUUCUGGAGUGAUGGUUGAAGCCGAUGGCCAAGAGUAUUAUGGAAAACUGAAAGAAAUUUUCGAGCUUGAUUACUAUGGUUCAUUUAGGGUUGUAAUGUUUCGUUGUGACUGGGUUGACAUUCGUAGGGGUUUUAAAACAUACCCAAGUGGCAGAGUUACUGUCAACUUCUCGAAGUUGAUGCACACUGGUCGAAAUUUGCAUGAUGAUCCAUUUGUUUUCUCUUCUCAAGCAAAACAAGUUUUUUAUGUCGAGGAUGAGAUACAAAAAGGAUGGUUGCACGUAAUUAAGACUAAGCCCAGGGACUUGUUUGAUAUACCCGAGGAUGACGAGAUUCUAGAAUAG
Messenger RNA from Beta vulgaris subsp. vulgaris (sugar beet), 1857 nucleotides. RefSeq lists its product as uncharacterized. NCBI's taxonomy places the organism in Eukaryota, Viridiplantae, Streptophyta, Magnoliopsida, Caryophyllales, Amaranthaceae. The coding region runs from base 1 to 1857 and encodes 618 amino acids. The transcript is spliced from 4 exons. The record is from RefSeq and is a predicted model, not a curated record.